AUGGCGAACGCAGGAAUUGAGCGGCGCGUCGACAUCCAAAUCCCAUCCACUUCCGAUGACAUGAUGUGUGGAUGGCUUUAUUCAUCAGACCAUUUCACAUCUUUAAAUCCCGGACCAGCUAUAGUUCUAGCCCACGGACUAGGCGGAACGAAGGAGCUGAAGCUUGAUGUUUAUGCCGACAAAUUCAACCAACUAGGAUACACGUGUGUUGUAUUCGAUUACCGCUGCAAUGGAGGGUCUCAGGGUCUACCAAGAGCAUUGAUUGACUGGUCUAAGCAGCAAGAGGACUGGAAAUCCGCCAUUGAAUUUACACGUCGAUUGGAGAAUGUUGAUACCAAUCAAGUGGGGUUGUUUGGAACAUCCUUUAGUGGAGGACAUGUUAUCGAGCUAGCCGCGAGAGGUGCGAAUAUCAAGGCUGUCAUAUCACAAUGCCCCUUUACAGAUGGUUGGAAGAGUUCCCUCCGCACCGGAAUUUCUAAGAUGCCCAAGAUGACAGCACUCGGUCUUAUGGACUCACUUUUUGGGUCUGAUCACAAUCCAGUCACUGUAUCCCUUACGGGGAAACCUGGCGAUGGUAAUACAUUCCCCUUCUUCGCCUUUUUUCACACGCUGAUUUAUGACACAGCUGCGCUUAUGAGUGCUCCCGAUGUCCUCACCGACUUUACACAACUCAUUCCACCAGGUCACCAAAUUCAGGAGAGGGUCCCAGCUCGCUUGAUAUUGAAAAUGCCCCUUCUAAGGCCAGGCUCAUAUACCUCGGAUAUUCAAUGUCCCAUUCUCUUCGCUAUAUGCGGAAAGGACUCGGUGGCUCCUGCAGAUGCGACCUUAGAAUAUGCGAAGAAAGCACCGAAGGGGGUAGUCAAGUGGUAUGAAGAUAUAGGCCACUUUGAGAUUUAUUAUGGGGAUGCGUACCAGAAGGCCAUGCAAGACUAUGUAUCUUUCCUCCAAGAAUAUCUGCCAAUUUAG
Penicillium manginii is the source of this 966-nucleotide messenger RNA. Its product is annotated as alpha/beta hydrolase. The record is from RefSeq and is a predicted model, not a curated record. The transcript has a single exon. Bases 1 to 966 code for a protein of 321 amino acids. Gene Ontology annotation, molecular function: hydrolase activity. NCBI's taxonomy places the organism in Eukaryota, Fungi, Ascomycota, Eurotiomycetes, Eurotiales, Aspergillaceae.